Messenger RNA from Osmia lignaria (orchard mason bee), 1113 nucleotides. It is a transcript of the gene Mettl2, whose product is annotated as methyltransferase-like protein. Lineage: Eukaryota; Metazoa; Arthropoda; Insecta; Hymenoptera; Megachilidae. Gene Ontology annotation, molecular function: tRNA (cytidine-N3)-methyltransferase activity. The record is from RefSeq and is a predicted model, not a curated record.
CCUGUAUAACAGAUACUCGUGUAUCUACGCAUGCUUUUAAAAGAGCAUGUAAAGAUGGAAGAGAAUUCAUUACAAGAAGAAAGAGGCGAUUUAAGUAAAAGACCGCAAUUUGGAAACAGAACGCUUUCUGAUAAUGAUAAUGUAUUCCAACAUAACUCAUGGGACAAUGUUGUAUGGAAUGAAGAACAGGAAAAAUUGGCUCAACAAAAAGUAAAUGAAAAUUCAACUGUGAUGUUAGCAGAUGAUAAAGUGUGGGAAUACGAAUGUGAAGCUAAUAAAUAUUGGGACAAGUUUUAUGGAAUUCAUGAUAACAAAUUUUUCAAAGACAGACAUUGGUUGUUUACAGAAUUUCCAGAGCUAGCAGUUGAUACUGUAAAAGAAAAUUUAAAACAAUCUUUGAGAUCUGUAAAUGAAAGCAAGAAUGAAGAUGAUAAAGAAACUCAUAUUAGAAUCCUUGAUUUACCUAGUAAAACUGGACAUAAAAUUUUAGAAAUUGGCUGUGGUGUAGGCAAUACAGUGUUUCCAAUACUUUUGUAUAACAGAGAUCCAAGUUUAUUUGUAUACUGCUGUGAUUUUUCUACAAAAGCAGUAGACAUAUUGAAGCAAAAUCCUGCUUAUGAUGCAUCUAGAUGUAAAGCAUUUGUUCUUGAUGCAACUCAAGAAAAUUGGGAAACCCCGUUUGAACCUGAAAGUCUAGAUAUUAUAGUCCUAAUAUUUGUUCUCUCUGCUAUACAGCCAGAUAAGAUGAAACAUGUUAUACAACAAGUAUACAAAUAUUUAAAACCAGGUGGAUUGGUUUUAUUUAGAGAUUAUGGAAGGUAUGACUUAGCUCAACUGAGAUUUAAAAAAGGCAGUUGUCUAUCAGAAAAUUUUUAUGCAAGAGGAGAUGGAACUAGAGUAUAUUUUUUCACACAAGAUGAAGUUAGAACAUUAUUUACAAAUUGCUGCUUUACUGAGGAACAAAAUCUCGAGGACAGAAGACUCCAAGUUAAUAGAGGAAAGCAACUUAAAAUGUACAGAGUAUGGAUUCAAGGGAAAUAUAGAAAAUAAUUUAAGAAUUGUAUCAUAUUCAUAUUUGUAAUGUUAUCCUACGUUUGUCAAAACAAUUGUAUA